AAAGUUACUGUCCAAAAUCUCUGCUGCUUGCAGCCCAAAACCCUAGAAACUUUUUCCGUCAAUUUAUUACUCUUUUUCAUUCAAUUUGAUCAUCUCUGUCUUCAUAAACUUAAUUAGCGCAUGAUCUCUUUGUUUUGAGCUUAAUCGUCAAUGGCCGCCUCGGAUUCGGAGCCUAAAGCGGUCUCUAAUGAAGAAGAGAAGCCGACGGUAGAGCCAAUAAGAAUGCCGACGAUGGAAGAGAUCCGAGGUCAAGAUAUUUGGAAUAAUUGUGCCGUUAGAAGCGUCGUCAGUGGAGUCAUGGGAGGCGGGCUCGGUCUAUUUAUGGGCUUAUUUCUCGGGGCUCUUGAUAAUCCUUUGAUGCGAGAGGAAAUGACCGCAAGGCAACAAUUUAUUUAUACAGCAAAGCAGAUGGGAAGUAGAAGCUGGAGUUCUGCGAAGGCAUUUGCAAUCAUGGGCCUUACUUUCUCGGCUGCUGAAUGCAUUGUGGAGAAGGCACGUGCAAAACAUGAUAUGACAAAUACAGUUGUCGCUGGUUGUGUCACGGGAGGGGCUAUGUCUGCAAGAGGUGGCCCCAAGGCUACUUGCAUCGGGUGCGCUGGCUUCGCGACAUUCUCCGUCCUUAUUGAGAAGUUCUUAGAUCGACAUACAUAACAAAUCAAUGUUCUUCGUCUCACAUUGAUUCCUCUACAAUCAAUAAUGUUUUGUAAUUCUCCCUAUCAUUAAGACAAUCGAUUUAAUUAGCAACAAAUUUUGUAUUCAAUAAUAUGUAACACUGUUGUAUUCUUUACUGUUGAGAACAGAUACUUGAACA
Messenger RNA from Asparagus officinalis (garden asparagus), 811 nucleotides. RefSeq names its product mitochondrial import inner membrane translocase subunit TIM22-4-like. NCBI's taxonomy places the organism in Eukaryota, Viridiplantae, Streptophyta, Magnoliopsida, Asparagales, Asparagaceae. The transcript is spliced from 4 exons. Gene Ontology annotation, molecular function: transmembrane protein transporter activity. The record is from RefSeq and is a predicted model, not a curated record. Gene Ontology annotation, biological process: protein insertion into mitochondrial inner membrane. Gene Ontology annotation, cellular component: TIM22 mitochondrial import inner membrane insertion complex. The coding region runs from base 151 to 651 and encodes 166 amino acids.